AUGUGGAAUCGUGUGAUGGAGACAUCAGUAUUACGCUCGAACUCUAGCCUUCAUUCAGCUUCGUUAGCGUUGUCAUCAAAUUCUUCUCAAGAUGGAGUGCAAAAUCUAAGAGAUGAUAGAGAAAGUCGAGGUGGAAAUGUUUCUAGGACAUCUACCUCUGCUGACCAAUUCCAGAAAGAAGGAUUUGGGAGCAAAAUAUUGGGCGAAUCAGUAAAACUUGCCUCUCCCACUAGUGCAAACCGUCAAAGAGAUGAUGUGCAAAAAACAUCUAUCCCAAAUGUAAAUAUUGAGCGGCGAUGCGAAUAUCGCCCAACACCAUCUCGCCCCGAGGCAGCUGAUGAGGUAAUAGGGCUGAGGAAGAAGUCCAGUCGUAUUUUUGCUCUUAAGUCUAUGGAAAAUACGCCAGUGCGGAAAGUUCAUUCGGAGGCAUAUCAUCUCAUAUCUUCUUCCUUGAACAGUAGCAAAGACGACAAAGGUGAUUCUCAAGAGAACCGCGCUGCUGAGGUGUCUAGCCCCUGUAAGGGUAAUAUGAGUGAAGAGAUAACUACCUGCUUUUCAUCGAGAAGUAGUUCCGACAGGAAAACGCUGAGAAAGCCCAGUCACAUCUCGCCAUCAAUGGCAUCCUACUUUUUGAGAAAGAGAAAAUUCGAAACUCCUGAAGCAUCACGAACAAUAAAAACUACUGCUAGUGAUGAUCAAAGGACGAAACAACCAAAAAAAGACGCAAACAAUACUACACCGAAGAUUGCUGCGUUGUCUACACCAUCUCACAAUGAUAAAAAUACCAUUGGCGGAGCUGUCAGCUCAGUGAAGAAAAAUAAACGACCUGCUUCUUCGACUCCGCGAAGAUCAGCAUCAAGAGUUUCAACGAAAUCCGCGCUUAAUUCUGCCUCAAAAAGUGAUUCUAUCAAGAGACGAAAUUCUUCUAAGAAACCUAUUCCUGUAUAA
Strongylus vulgaris is the source of this 948-nucleotide messenger RNA. The record is from the annotation of a GenBank genome assembly. NCBI's taxonomy places the organism in Eukaryota, Metazoa, Nematoda, Chromadorea, Rhabditida, Strongylidae.